AUGGCACCUCCAACGAAUCAACGAAAGCGCAAAGCUGUUACCCGAGAUGAACCUGAGUUGUCCGAUGUCGAAUCUGAAGCAGAAUUUGGUGAUGGAAUUUUAGAAGGAAUCUUGUCGCAAAGUGAAGAUGAAUCGGACGACAGCGCAGCAGAGGAGGACAGUGAAGACGAAGAGGAUUUGGAUGAGGAAGAACUCGAGGCAUUGGAUAGUGAUGAGGUACCCUCAGAGAAUGGUGAGGGAGACGCAUCUACGACAAGAACUUCCCUCAGCAAAGCCAAUGCCGACGAAGACGAUGACAAGCCCAACUACACUGUGGUGAAGGAUGCUAAUGGAGGAGAACGUUAUGUCUAUGAAGAGAUAGACCCAGUCUACGACUCUGAUGAUUCAGAUGCCCAAGAGCCAACUAAUACUAUUGGAAACAUCCCAUUGUCUUUCUAUGAUUCUUAUCCUCAUAUUGGUUAUGACAUCAAUGGAAAGAAAAUUAUGCGACCUGCAAAGGGUGAAGCACUUGAUGCAUUGCUAGACAGUAUCGAUAUUCCAAAGGGAUGGACAGGUCUUACAGACCCUUCUACAGGCAAGCCUCUCAACUUGACUCAAGAGGAAUUGGAGGUUCUGCGCAGAAUACAAACAAAUGAAGCUCCUGAAGAUGGUUACGACCCAUAUCCUGACUAUGUUCCAUAUUUCAGCGGCGUCGAGGAGAUUAUGCCUCUGAGCUCGGCUCCUGAGCCUAAACGACGUUUCCUGCCAUCCAAACAUGAAGCAAAGCGAAUCAUGAAGAUUGUUCGGGCAAUUCGAGAAGGUAGAAUCUUACCAUAUAAACCACCACAAGAGCGCGAGGAAGAGGAAGAAGAACACCACUACGAUAUAUGGCAGAAUGAGGAGGCGCAACCAGAUCAUAUUAUGAAGAUUCCAGCUCCAAAGCCACCUCCACCAGGAUACGAUCUAAGUUACAACCCACCUCCUGAGUAUCUCCCAUCUAAAGCAGAAAGAAAAGAAUGGGAAGCUACAGAUCCUGAGGAUAGAGAAAAGGAGUACCUACCAACGGCAUAUGAUUCUUUACGAAAGGUACCGGGAUAUGAUAAGUUUAUCAAUGAGAGGUUCGAACGUUCGCUUGAUCUCUACUUGGCACCGCGAGUUCGCAAGAAUAGGCUUAAUAUCGACCCUGCUUCUUUACUUCCAAAACUACCAAAGCCAGAGGAACUUAAGCCUUUCCCAACUGUCACGCAGACGUUAUUCCGUGGCCAUGAUGGUAGGGUACGAAGCUUGGCCAUUGAUCCAUCCGGAACAUGGCUGGCUACCGGCGGUGAUGAUGGUACUGUUCGUGUUUGGGAACUUUUGACUGGAAAACAACUCUGGAGUGCGCAGAUAGGAGAUGAGGAGGCUGUUAAUGCUGUUAAGUGGCGCCCGGCGAAGGACGCUAUCAUACUUUCUGCCGCAGCUGGAGAGGACAUAUUCCUUAUGGUACCUACCAUAAUUGAUCCUGUUUCUGAGAGCAAUAGCCGAGAAUUAUUAGAUGCUGGAUUUGGUUAUGCAACAAAUGCCACCCAAGCACUUACGGCCAACGGACAGAAGAAAGAACCUGUCGCUACCUGGGCUCGUCCUACCUCGCGUCUACAAGAUGAAGGUGUACUAAUCAAGAUCACUGUAAGAUCCACAGUCAAGGUCAUCAAUUGGCACCGAAGAGGUGACUUCUUUUCUACUGUAUCUCCUACAGCUCAAAAGUCCGCCGUUGCAAUCCACACUCUCUCGAAACAUCUUACACAAAUUCCAUUCAGACGUCUUCCCGGUAUCGCCCAAACUGCUCAGUUCCAUCCCUCCCGACCCAUUUUCUUCGUUGCCACUCAACGCACAAUCCGCAGUUACGACUUACAAAAACAAGAAUUGGUCAAGAUUAUUCAACCUGGUGCUCGCUGGAUCUCUUCUUUCGAUAUACAUCCUGGAGGUGACAACCUCAUUGUUGGUUCCUAUGAUCGUCGUCUCUUAUGGCAUGAUCUCGACCUUUCUACCCGCCCAUACAAGACUAUGCGUUUCCACAAUAAAGCUAUUCGAGCUGUCAAAUACCACAAAGGUGGUCUUCCAUUGUUUGCAGAUGCUAGUGACGACGGAAGUUUGCAAAUCUUCCACGGAAAGGUUGUAAGUGAUGCGAUGGAGAACGCUACUAUCGUACCAGUGAAGGUUUUGAAGGGACACAAGGUCAAGAGCGCUUUAGGUGUCAUGGAUCUGGACUGGCAUCCAAAGGAGCCUUGGCUUGUUAGUGCUGGUGCGGAUGGUACAUGUAGAUUGUGGACUUAA
Botrytis sinoallii is the source of this 2292-nucleotide messenger RNA. RefSeq lists its product as uncharacterized. The coding region runs from base 1 to 2292 and encodes 763 amino acids. The record is from RefSeq and is a predicted model, not a curated record. Gene Ontology annotation, molecular function: protein binding; ribonucleoprotein complex binding. Lineage: Eukaryota; Fungi; Ascomycota; Leotiomycetes; Helotiales; Sclerotiniaceae. Gene Ontology annotation, biological process: ribosome biogenesis; maturation of LSU-rRNA from tricistronic rRNA transcript (SSU-rRNA, 5.8S rRNA, LSU-rRNA). The transcript is spliced from 2 exons. Gene Ontology annotation, cellular component: PeBoW complex; preribosome, large subunit precursor.